Centropristis striata (black sea bass) is the source of this 2184-nucleotide messenger RNA. It is a transcript of the gene retsat.2, whose product is annotated as retinol saturase, tandem duplicate 2. Bases 48 to 1880 code for a protein of 610 amino acids. The record is from RefSeq and is a predicted model, not a curated record. NCBI's taxonomy places the organism in Eukaryota, Metazoa, Chordata, Actinopteri, Perciformes, Serranidae. Gene Ontology annotation, molecular function: all-trans-retinol 13,14-reductase activity. The transcript is spliced from 11 exons.
AUGACGGAAGCCCACACACUGGACGGAGUCGUCAAUAAACUUACACGAUGUUGUUUAGUGUCGUGAUUAUUUUUGUCGCUUUGGUGGUUUUUAUAGUUAAAUAUGUCUUUGGCAGCUCCGGACCCAACCCGUUUGGGACAGACACUCGUGAACCGCUAAAAGAGAUGGUUCACAACAGGAAGGAGAAGAAUAAAGUGCUGAAGCAGGGUUUUUUGGCCAGUAAAGUACCUGACAACCUGGAUGCAGUCAUCAUCGGCAGUGGGAUCGGUGGGCUCGGGCUCGCUGUGAUGCUGGCCAAAGUUGGAAAGAAAGUCCUGGUUCUGGAGCAGCAUGAUCGGGCUGGAGGAUGCUGCCACACGUUCACUGAGAAGGGCUUUGAGUUUGAUGUUGGAAUCCACUACAUCGGUGACCUGCUGGACCACAAGCCGUUCCGCUGCCAGCUGGACCAGCUGACUAAUGGCCAGCUGCAGUGGGAACCUCUGGACAACCCGUUUGACCAUGUGGUGAUCGGACCUCCAGAAAACCGCCGCCGGUAUCCCAUCUACAGCGGCAGGACCCGCUUCCCCGAAGAACUGAAGAAGUGCUUCCCCGGAGAGGAGAAGGCCAUUGACGAAUACCUGAGGCUGGUCAAAAAAGUCGGACGGGGCAUGUGGCUCUUUGCCAUGCUGAAGAUCUGCCCCGUCCCUUUGGCCAAGUUCCUGGUCUACACCGGUCUGGCCAAACGUCUGUCCUUCUUCUUUGAAAUGGGAUCCCGAAGCCUGACAGAAGUGGUCAAUGAACUUACAGACAACAAGGACCUCAGGGCUGUUUUCACCUACAUUUUUGGCACCUAUGGUAACAUGCCGAAAGAUGCCAGUUUUUCUAUGCACAGCUUGCUGGUCACUCACUACCUGAACGGCGCCUGGUACCCGAAAGGCGGAGCCACUGAAAUCGCCUACCACAUGAUCCCCAUCAUUGAGAAGGCCGGUGGUGCUGUUCUAGUCCGAGCCCCUGUCAACCGCAUCCUGUUCAACGAGGCCAAGGAAGCUUGUGGUGUGAGCGUCAUGAAAGGCCAAGAGGAGGUACAUAUCCGUGCCCCUAUCGUCGUCUCUAAUGCUGGCAUCUUCAACACCUACCAAAAGUUGCUGCCCAAAGAGCUCCAGGCCGUGCCCGCUAUCCAGAAGCAGCUGAGCAUGAUGAAGAACGGUGAAGGUGGCCUCAGUGUGUUUCUGGGUCUGGAUGGGACCAAAGAGGAGCUGGGCCUGAGAGCAGACAACUACUGGAUCUUUACCGAGAACAAUUUGGAUGAACUAUUGGUGAAGUACUUGAAUGGAAAGAGAGAAGAUUCUGCUAAAAGUGUACCUCUCCUGUUCGUUGCGUCUCCAUCAGCUAAAGAUUCGACCUGGGAGGAAAGAUCACCAGGAAAGUCCACCUUGAGUCUGGUCAGUUUUGCCAACUACAAAUGGUUUGAGGAGUGGAAGGAUGACAAAGUGACGAACAGAGGGCCGGAGUACAAAGAGCUGAAACAGACAUUCAUCGACUCCGUUCUGGAGGUGGUCAUGGACGUCUUCCCCAAGAUCACCAGAGACAAGAUUGAGUUCAUUGAUGCCGGCACCCCCAUCACAAACACACACUACAUCGGAGCUCCCAAAGGUGAAAUCUACGGAGCGGAUCACGGCAUCGCCCGAUUCAGCCCUGAACUCAACGCUACAGUGAGACCUCAGACUCCACUGAAGAACCUCUAUCUGACAGGUCAGGACGUGUUUCUGUGCGGCUUUGCCGGCGCUCUCGCUGGAGCUCUCACCUGCGGCUCGGUCAUCCUCAACCGCAACCUCCAUCUGGACGCCAUCAACUUGGCAAAGAAAACUAAAUUUAUAAAUGACAAAUUGAAAGGGGAGUAACAGCCGAACAACUUUGCAGCUCAGUAACUUUUAUUUACUGUAAUUAAUAAGCACUUAAUUUUACAUCUCACUCACUAAAAACCCUGAGACCUCUCAGCUGUGCCUAUACUUUAAAAUAUGCAUACCGACAUGAAGUAUAAUUACCUCAGCUUUAACGAUCAAAAGUUAAAUUAAUUAUGCAUUAUUUUAUAUUAUUCUAAACUGCCAUUGCAGUUAAUGCUGUGCCUGUGGUGUGUUUUAUUUGCAGUUUGUAACAUGUUUACAAAGGCUUCUCCCUUUUAACAUUAAAGGGUACAAACAAUGA